AUGUUUGCAACAGGUGCGCAAAAAUUCGAAGACCCAGGUCAAUUGAAUGACGAUAACUACUUUUUAGAUAAAAGACAUAGAGAAAGAAAAGAAAAAGAACCUGAUCUUUUUACCGGAGAAAACGUGGAAUGGACAGAUUAUAGCUGCCAUUUUGAACAAGUGUCACUCUGGAACAAAUGGUCAGAAAGUGAAAAAGCGGCACAACUCGCAAUGAGUUUACGAGGUGCUGCUCAGCGAAUUCUCGGUGAUCUGACUCGUGAUCAAUUAACAAAUGAUGAAUCUCUAAAAUCAGUUCUAACGCAAAGAAUCAAUCCGUCAGAGCGCGAGACCGCUUUCCGCUGCGAGUUCCGGAACCGGAAACGACUGUCAGGAGAGACAGCAGCUGACUAUGGGUAUUCCUUAAAAAGACUAGCUACUCGCACAUUUCCGACAGUACCUGUUCCACUUAGUGAAAGUAUUGUUGUUGAACAGUACAUUAACGGACUAGGUACACAAGAGAUAAGAAGACAUGUACAAUUUGCACACCCUACUACCUUAGACAGGGCUAUAUCUCUUGCCCUGGAAUUCGAGGCAUUUGAAGGAGUUCAAAAUAAUACUCCUCAUAAACCAAAAGGUACGGAAAUUCAGUCUGUCCGAGCAUUGAAAGCAACAGACGAGUCUAAUAAUCUUGAAAAUAAAAGACUUUCAGAAUUAGAAAAAUCGCUCGCUCUGAUGCAAAAAUCUAUUAAAAAAUUAACAGAAAGAGACAACCAAAAUGGCAGAAUAAUUUCUCGCCGUACACAAGAUGAAACUCGAAAGAAAAUUGUCAAAUGCUACAACUGCAACCAAACAGGGCACAUUAGUAAAUUUUGCCCAAAGUCACAAACACCAAUACUUGCAUCAAGUCCAAGGAAGGUUACAUUUUCGGAUUCUGUCUUAAAAUCUGGUGAUUUAAGCCAAAUGGGGUUGAGAUCGGGGCCAAAAGCCCAGCCCACAACGAUGUAA
Messenger RNA from Ostrea edulis (European flat oyster), 984 nucleotides. RefSeq lists its product as uncharacterized. Gene Ontology annotation, molecular function: nucleic acid binding; zinc ion binding. Bases 1 to 984 code for a protein of 327 amino acids. The record is from RefSeq and is a predicted model, not a curated record. Lineage: Eukaryota; Metazoa; Mollusca; Bivalvia; Ostreida; Ostreidae. The transcript has a single exon.